This is a messenger RNA of Striga hermonthica, 1911 nucleotides long. The record is from the annotation of a GenBank genome assembly. NCBI's taxonomy places the organism in Eukaryota, Viridiplantae, Streptophyta, Magnoliopsida, Lamiales, Orobanchaceae.
AUGGGCUACUCUCUCAAAAUUCGGACCUUAAUUCAGAUUGUGAAAAGGAACUGGCUGUUGUUGGUGGGGUUGGUUGCUCUUACCCAUUUGCUCUGUCAGUCUUUGCUGCUUACCGAGUCACCCAAGCACUCUCCUCCUCUUAAGACCUUGACUGUUGACAGCCAUCAUGAGGAUAGUGCCUCAAGUCUCCAUAAUGAAUCUCUAUCCGUGAGGCGAGUGAAGAGCGCAAGAAUUCACGACAUGGAUGCUGAGGAUAACGAGGGAUUCAUGAAAAUUGACAAGGAAGAAAAAACGGAUUCUGAUUUGGAUGCCGAUGGCAUUGAUGAUGAUAUUAAUUUUGUUGAAGAUGAAACCAAUGUCAAUGUGGACGUGGGGGAGGAUUAUAUGAUUAAGCCAAGCGAUAGGGAGCAUGAUCAUCAUGGUUCUUUGCAAGUUGGGAAAAAUGUAUCAAGCCGGAGAUUUUUUAUGGGUCAACUCGCGAUGGGGAAUUCAGGUGCUGCCUUAGAUUCAGAAAGUAGUAAGAUUUCGUACAAAGAUGUCGUCAGCCAUUCUGUUUCUUUAUCGCCUUUGGUUGUCUCACCGGCUAAGCCUUUGUUGACUGAAUCCGUGGUUCAGAAAAAAUCAGAAUCUGUAAUUAGCCUAUCACUGUCCAACAAGAUAGUUAAGAAGAAGAUGAGAUGUGAUAUGCCGCCUAAAACUGUUACAUCAGUAGAAGAGAUGGAAAAGUUAUUAGUCCGGCACCGAGCUCGGUCACGUGCAAUGAGACCGAGAUGGUCAUCAGAGCGUGAUCAGGAAAUCCUAUCUGCAAAACAAAAGAUUGAAAAUGCCCCGGUUUUGAAGAGUGACCGGGAACUAUAUGCUCCUCUAUUUCGAAAUGUUUCCAUGUUCAAAAGGAGCUAUGAACUCAUGGAACGCGUGCUGAAGAUAUAUGUAUACAAGGAAGGUGAUAAGCCUAUCUUCCAUCAGCCAAUACUCAAAGGAUUAUAUGCAUCCGAAGGAUGGUUCAUGAAACUAAUGGAGGGGAAUAAAAAUUUUAUUGUUAAAGAUCCAAGGAAGGCUCAUCUGUUUUACAUGCCAUUCAGUUCACGAAUGCUGGAAUACACACUAUAUGUACGUAAUUCCCAUAACCGGACAAACCUACGGCAAUAUUUGAAGGAUUAUUCAGAAAAGAUUGCAGCAAAAUACCGAUUUUGGAACAGAACUGGCGGAGCAGAUCAUUUUCUUGUUGCCUGCCAUGACUGGGCUCCGUACGAGACACGUCACCACAUGGAACACUGCAUCAAAGCCCUCUGCAAUGCUGAUGUCACCACAGGCUUUAAAAUCGGGAGGGAUGUCUCCCUUCCAGAAACGUAUGUCCGUUCAGCUCGAAAUCCUCUAAGAGAUCUCGGGGGAAAGCCACCUUCACAGAGGCAAACACUCGCCUUUUACGCAGGAAGCAUGCACGGCUAUCUCCGCCCAAUCUUGCUCGAGCUCUGGGCGAACAAGGAGCCAGAUAUGAAAAUACUGGGCCGAAUGCCACCUGGCGUUGCCAGCAAGAUGAACUACAUACAGCUUAUGAAAAGCAGCAGGUACUGCAUCUGCCCAAAGGGAUAUGAAGUCAACAGUCCGAGAAUAGUCGAGGCUAUAUUUUACGAGUGUGUUCCAGUUAUAAUUUCUGAUAACUUCGUGCUCCCGUUCUUUGAGGUGAUGAAUUGGGAUGCGUUCUCGGUGAUUAUUGCCGAGAAAGACAUCCCGAAUUUGAAAACCAUACUUUCCUCGAUAUCUGAGAAGAAGUACCUCGACAUGCAGCUGAAUGUCCGGAAAGUCCAACGACAUUUUCUGUGGCACCCAAGGCCCAUGAAGUAUGACCUCUUCCACAUGACCCUUCACUCAAUCUGGUACAAUCGUGUUUUUCAGAUCAAACCAAGGUGA